Molecule: messenger RNA, 1240 nt
Organism: Sturnus vulgaris (Common starling)
Lineage: Eukaryota; Metazoa; Chordata; Aves; Passeriformes; Sturnidae
Source: RefSeq, a predicted model, not a curated record
CCAGCCAGCCCUGUCCCUUCUCCCUUCCAGCCCAGACUCUCGGCCUCGCUGGUGAGUCCUCGGGGGAUGCCAUGUCCCUGCCCCGCUGUCCCCAGCCCCGUGGUGGCCCUGCCAGGCUGGUGUCCCCUGUCACCUGCAGGUGCCCAGAGCCCCCAGCUCCUGGUGGAGCCCCCCUGGACGCUGGCGGUGCUGUGGGACCGGGUGACACUGACCUGCCAGGGCUCGGGGACCGCCGGUGACACCACCUGGUACAAGGACGGGCAGAGAUGGGGACAGGAGGGACGCGACAGCUUCCGUGUCACCGAGAGUGGCACCUACACGUGUGAGAGACCUGGCACACGGCGCAGCUCCCCCGUGAGGAUGUUAAAUGGUGAGAAGGGUUUGGGUGUCCCCAGCCUGGCACCCACGGUGACCCUGAGGGCUCAGGGUGGGCUCAGCUCCAUGGGUCACCCCCUGUGGAGGGUCCCGGUGAUAACGGGUGUGACAGGUUCCCCCUGUCCCCUAGACUCGGUGGUGCUGCAGGUGCCGGCGCGGGCGCUGCUGGAGGGGGACAGAGUGACCCUGCGCUGCCGGAGCUGCUGGAACCUGUCUGUCACCUCAGUGUCCUUCUACCGCGAGGGGAAGAAACUGGCGACACUCCAUAAUGGGACUGAGCUGUCCCUGUCCCCUCUGCAACUUCAUCACAGUGGCCGCUACCGCUGCAAGGGCCGGGUGGGCAUCUGGGGGUGGAGGAACUCCGCACCGGUGCCAGUGACAGUGCAGGAGCUCUUCUCGGUGCCGGUGCUGGAGGGUUCCCCCGAGUUUACCGAGGGGUCCCCCCUCAAUCUCAGCUGCCUCAGCACCCCCAGCCCCCUGCGGCCCCCAGCCCCCCUCCUGUACCGCUUCUACCGGCACGGGCAGUUGGUGGGGGGCCCGCAGGGGUCCCCGCAGCUCCUGGUGCCCGCCGUGGGGGUCUCCCACUCGGGGAAUUACAGCUGGGUCCCGCUCUCGAGGGUGUCGCUGUCGGUGCAGCCCCCCGGGGCACAGGUGGCACUGGGGGACCGCCUGGUGCUGAGCUGCGCGGUGGCCAUGGGGACAGGUCCCCUGUCCUUCUCCUGGCACCGGGGGAGCUCGGCCACACCACUGGGCACCGGUCCCCCCUAGAGCUGCAGCACGUUGGGGACAAUGACAGCGGCCACCACCAGUGCCGGGUCAGCAACGGUGACAGCGUGGCCAAGAGCCCCGCACUGAACAUCACUGU